This is a messenger RNA of Artibeus jamaicensis (Jamaican fruit-eating bat), 759 nucleotides long. Its product is annotated as putative HTLV-1-related endogenous sequence. The record is from RefSeq and is a predicted model, not a curated record. NCBI's taxonomy places the organism in Eukaryota, Metazoa, Chordata, Mammalia, Chiroptera, Phyllostomidae. The coding region runs from base 1 to 759 and encodes 252 amino acids. The transcript is spliced from 2 exons.
AUGGGAAAGGCUACCGAAAUCCCAGGCAAGCAGCGCAAAGCGGAGCACCGGGGGUCUCGGGUGCCCGCCCCCCCCACAGAGUCAGAGGGUCCUGCGCACUCUUCACAGGUGUCAGACAUCGAGCUGCCGGCCAACGAGACCAGAUAUGAGCUGGAAUCUGAACACUCAGAACUCCCCCCCCGGGGCGGCCCCUCACCGCGGGACAAUUCACCGCCCAGAGGGUCCCCCGACACCACCCUCAGGGGCCCGUCCGCUCGCUCGACACGCACCUCCGAGACGCGGUCCGCCGGGACCGGCUACAGCUUGCGAGCGCGCGGCGACUACCGGGGCCGCAGCCUGGCCGCCCGCCGCCCCGCUCUGCCCAUCGGCUCUGACUCUGCCCGCACCGGGCUCCAGGCGAAGGAGGCCGGACCCGCCGGCUACGCUGGAGCUGUUGGCCUGCGCUCAGGCGGGCGGCCGGCCGCGGAGGGCGCGCGGCGCAGCUCCUCCUCCGCCGCCGCCGUCCGCGUCCUCCUCGAGCUCCGCCGACUCUUCCCGGGCUCCGGGUCUGCUGCGCCGGCUCCGGACGCCGCCGCCCGCGGCCCGGAGGCGCCGCCCCCCGCCCGCGCCGCCACCUCUCAUUGGCCGCCGCCUGCAGGCCCCCUCGGCCCCGCCCCGCGAUUGGGCGCUGGCUCCGUCCGUCCCGGAGGCUCGCGGGCUCGGUGCGCAGCCCGGGCGCUGUUCCCAGGCCCGGGUGCGCGGGAGCGGCGGCAACCCUAA